ACUGGCGCGCGGGCGGACAGGCCGGCUGGGAGGAGGGCUGGAGGUGAGGGCGCGGGGGCACGGAGCCCCGCGAGCAGCAACCUGAGCGUUUUGAGAUGAUCCUGGGGUUUCUCUCCGCCCUAUCUUUCAAGCGCCUCCCGAGGCCAGGCCUGGGAAUGCAGCACGGAUUGAGAGACUCAGCCUCCCUUCAGGGGUGUACGGUUUAGUGAGGAUACAACUGGCAGGCCCCUGGGUCACUCGAGUUGUGACAAGGGCUAAAAAGCGCGUAUUACAGGGACCUAGGCCCGCGGCUCUGGCACGCUCCUGAAUGGACUCUUAACGGCGAGUUGAAGGGAGGGAGGCGUGAGUCAGGGGAACUACGUGUCCGAGAGGGCAUGUGGGAGAAAGCUUUGUGACCAGAAGCUGAGAAAGCCAUUGCGGUAUCAGAAAGAGGCUGCCCAGGGAGACGUGCGCUGGAAAACAAGAGGGAGGAAGGGCCCAUCAAUAAGAGACUGGAAUUCCAUGAAGGGAGUGGGGCUUUUAUUAUAAGAGCAAUGGGAGUACAAGGUAUAGUUUACAAUUUGAAAGGAUCACUUUUACAACGGGAUGGAGGUUAGAUGAUAGGAGGGCAGGAAUUGUUAGGAGGCCACAGCUAUAGAUAACAGAUGGUGCCGGUGGCAAUGGGUAUGGGAGAGAAGCGGAUCGGCCAAAAUGACACUUAAGAGGUGAAACCGGCAAGACUAUAAAUAGAUACGGAAUUCCAGUGGUAUCCAUAGGUAUCCAACGAUGGUUCUAAGUUUCUGGCCUAAGUGAGUAAUUCGUAUAAAACAAAAACUUGAGAUUUGCUAGGGGUCCUUGUACCCUAAGUCUAAAGACAAAAACCACAGAAAGGAUUUUUCCUCCCUGAUUAUAUGUAUUCAUAUUUUGUGUGCUCACUGUAGAAAAUUCAGAACAUACAAAAACAUUUUAUACAGGACAAUAAAAAUUACCUAUAAUCCUACUACUCAAGAUGGUCAUAUUUUGUAGAAUCCUGCUAAUCUAUGAAAUGCACUUAACACAUCAGCUGGACCUAUUUCCUGAAUGCAGGGUGACCCUUCUGUUAUUUAAAGGGGUAAAAAAUUCUGGAGACUUGAGAAAAAAGGCCAUGGACGGUGCUAUUGAUGGUUCCUUAAUAAACCCUACAUUGAUUGUUGAUCCAUUUCAGAUACUUGUGGCAGCCAACAAAGCAGUUCACCUCUACAAACUGGGAAAAAUGAAGACAAGAACUCUGUCUACUGAAGUUAUUUUCAACCUUUCCCCAAAUAACAAUAUUUCAGAGGCACUGAAAAAAUUUGGUAUAUCAGCAAAUGACACUUCAAUUCUAAUUGUUUACAUUGAAGAGGGAGAAAAACAAAUAAAUCGGGAAGACCUGAUAUCUCAGGUAGAAGGUCAUCAAGUAUCUCUGAAAAAUCUUCCUGAAAUAACAAACAUCACAGAAGUCAAAAAGAUAUAUAAGCUGUCUUCACAAGAAGAAAAUAUUGGGACAUUAUUGGAUGAUGUCAUUUGUAGAAUGUCAACAAAAGAUGUUUUGUGAAAUGACAGAUAGUAAACUUUCAACAUUUAUCAAAA
Manis javanica (Malayan pangolin) is the source of this 1587-nucleotide messenger RNA. NCBI's taxonomy places the organism in Eukaryota, Metazoa, Chordata, Mammalia, Pholidota, Manidae. The record is from RefSeq and is a predicted model, not a curated record.